This is a messenger RNA of Mollisia scopiformis, 3057 nucleotides long. RefSeq lists its product as uncharacterized. Bases 1 to 3057 code for a protein of 1018 amino acids. The transcript has a single exon. The record is from RefSeq and is a predicted model, not a curated record. Lineage: Eukaryota; Fungi; Ascomycota; Leotiomycetes; Helotiales; Mollisiaceae.
AUGUGGCCUCCUCUCGAUAGAGGUCCACAUGUCCCAACACUUCCCAACUUCCCAAAUUAUUUUGAGAAACUCCAAUCCACACCCUUCCUAAACACGAUCGUGGAAUGUACCCCCGAGCCAGUACGGUGCUUCCAGACUGCGGCCUCGAUCAACCUAUACACCGAGACUGGAGUCGAUCAAUGUAGUCGCAUCAUUUAUGAUGCCGCCUCUGCUGAUGACUUCAUCUCCCAACUUUGGGGCGGUGGAUCGAAUCCCACUCUUUUCUGUAGUGUUUCCCAGGGCGUUGCGUUUUGUGAAGAGGCGAUGUCUGACGGGAAUAAUUACCGCUCUAAUAAAGAUUGCAUUCAAAGAUACAGGGCUUUGCAGCAGAAUGAGAAACUGAGAGCGGCGAUCCAUGGACGCCAUAUCGAAAAGUCCGAAUCUGGGAAACCUUCCCAAGACUGGUCGAGCAUGGAUGACGCGAAAAAGAAGCAAAUCGCCGAUCUUGAGAAGUCCUAUGCGGAGUACAGAAAGCAUUUCGACAGCUUGAACAGCUGGAGAUCUGGUGCCAACGUGUUAUCUGAGCCUCACCGAGGAGGAGACGAGAGCAAGCUCGUUGACGAGAAGUCCCAAGAUUCUCCUCCGGUCAUUGAUGUCGCAUUAGACGAUAAAAUGAAGCAAGUUGGCAACACUGCUGAGAAGGCAGAGGCCUGCGCAAGGAUUCACAAGGUCUUCAUGGGAUCCAUUCGCUUCUCCAAAGCUAUUCUCUACGAUUUCUUUACUGGCAGCAUCCUACCUGAGUUCCUUCCAAGAUGGCAGGAGUACAAGCCUGCUAUCGAGCAGUCGAAAGAUACUCAAGUCUCCGAUGUCACUUCAAACGAGGAAGUGAAGCAAGUCGACACUACUGCUGAGAAAGACAAGAAGAGGGAGUUCUUAAGGUUGAUUAAGGAGGGCAUGCGCUACCGCCACGAUUUAACUGUCGAGCAAUUCAGAGAUGCUCUAGUCUCCGAUGUCACUUCAGACGAGGAAGUGAAGCAAGUCGACACUGCUGCUGAGAAGCACAAGAGGGAGCUAGUGAAAUUGGUUGACGAGAACACGCGCUACGACCACGGUUUUACUUACAAGCAAUUCAGAGUUGCUCAUGUCUCCGAUGUCACUUCAAACGAGGAAGCGAAGCAAGUCGACGAUGCUGCUCAGCGGGAGAAGAGCGAGUUGGCAAGCGCAAUUGAGGCGCAGUGGAUCGCGCAUUCAAAGCGCUCCAACGAGAUUAAGCGCAACUUGUUAACUGGCAAGAUGUCACUUGAGCCUAGUCAGAGAGUAGAGGAGCAUACACCUACCGAUGAGGAGAGUACGCCUGAAUCGUUGAACGCAGCUUAUGACGAGGAUGCUGCGAAGCGCAUCAGCGACUUCGGUACCGAUGACCACUGGGUGUAUACUCUCAGUCCAUGGAAGAAUGAGCUUGUUGGGAGAUGUACUGACGAUGAGAGAGAAUUGUUGCUCCGAAAAACGCGCGCGAGGUUCGCUUGGAACAUGAAAUGGCUUGGGGUCCCCAUCAUCGGCUCCAAUGGCACUACCAUCUGGUGGGAUUGGGGUACUGCGAAACAUCGGUAUGAUCGAGGAGAGGAGAAUCAGCGCGCUGAUGAGGGUGCUUGGCCUAGGUUUCGGGGUCCCCGCAGAGAAGUAGCAAGAAGGGAUGAACCUCCCGUCCACCGUGGCGCUGAGAAUGCUUCCCAGGACGAUCUCACUCGCCAGUGGGCCUGUGAGAAUAUCCACAGGCUGAAUCUAAUUACGCUCGUGGCCUUAUUGUUGACGUGGGUACACUACAGAGCUUGUCUCCUGUACUCCAAGAAACAGGACCGAGUCACGAAGAAGCCCAAGAACACCGACAAGAAAUCCGACAAGAAAUCCGACAAGAAAUCCGACAAGAAAUCCGACAAGAAAUCCGACAAGAAAUCGGAGAAAAAGGUCGAGACAGAUAACAAGCAGAACAAGGAAGGGCCCAAAGAUGAGUUGGACCUGCAUGCGCAACAUGCAUGUGAGCGUAAUCACAGCUGGACUUCGAAGAUAUAUAAGCCGUUAGAGAAGGCCGAAAUCAUCACAGACAACGCCUUGUUGAAGCUCGGAGCUACAUAUCUUCGUUCCUGCAACUGGCUCGAGGCAAAGCUUCGUGCGCAACGGCUCAAGUUCUCUGAGGACGAACACUGCUGCGAAGCAGCCAAGAAACAGAUGGAAGAAGGAACCAAACUCAGUCGGGAGAGACAGAAGCUGAUCGAGGUGAACGAUCAAUUGCAAGCAAUAAACAAGGAAAUGGUUGAUAUGGCACUGGAAAUCAAGAGAUCACGUCCUUCCAACGCUAUCCCUAUUCCGCAGAAGGCUACUGCGUUGCCGAAGACCACUUUUCGCAGUAAUCAGACACAGACUCAAGGAUCUGAAGAGAGAACCAUUCUCUCGGUGCCUGAGUGGCAUCCGUUCUCUUUUGGGUUUUCGGACUUCGCUACAAAUGAGACAACUGUCGCAGCUAUCCGAAAAGAAUUUGCAAGCAAUUACGAGAGAAUGUGCGAAGCAAAGAAGCUGACCACAGAAAUCGCAAAUCUCGAAGGCAAGCGUCCUGCUUACCCGACCUUCGAUGACUGUUCGUGUCACAGUGAUGUAUGUUCAUUCCACACAGUGCCUCGCCAGACUGUAGAGGAACAAGAGCCUCAAACAGCCAAGGUUCUUUUCAUCGCUGGGAAGGGCAAAGCUGUUGAGAUAGACUUACUAGCUAAGAACAAUGAUAUCACUGAGAAGAAUAUGCUUGAAGCAAAUCAAGUGGCUAGGUCACUUGAGACCGAUUUUGACCCAAAGUCCCUCAGGUCAAUCUUUUCGAGAAUGCCAGAGCAGUACCCUUCUAAGGAACUACUUGAACGCCUGUUCAAAGAGGAAGAUGAGUCUGAAGAGGAGGACGUCAACGUACGGUCAAAGAAGUUACGGAGGAUGGAGAUUCUCCAGAUGAAGGUUCGGACGAAGAAUCUGUGGAAGAAGAUUGGAUCGCUGUCAACUCAGACGACUGUGUAUCCAAAGCCUAGAUACGACAUUUAG